AUGGCCGCCUCGUCGUCCGACUCGUCGCUGCUGGGCAUUGCGAUCAUGAUUGACGAGCUGAAGGCGCCUGAUACGACGCUGCGUGUGGCAGCGAUUAAGCGGCUGUCGAUCAUUGCCGACGCUCUGGGCGUGGAGCGGACGCGGCUCGAGCUGCUGCCGUUUCUGACAGAAUCGAUUGACGACGAGGAUGAGGUGCUUCUUGCGCUUGUGCAGGAGCUGGGCAAGUUUGUGGACUACGUGGGCGGGCCUGAGCACGCGCACACGCUCCUGCCUCCGCUCGAGGUGCUUGCCACUGUGGAGGAGACUGUUGUGCGUGACGCGGCUGUGGCGUCGCUCUGCGACGUGGCGUCUGUGCUUCCGCUGGACGACAUGGUGGCCAAGAUGUUCCCGCUGAUCAAGCGGCUGGGGACUGGUGACUGGUUCACGUCGCGGACGUCUGCGUGCGGGCUGUUUGCGGUGGCGUACCCGUCGCUUCCCGGUGAGCACCAGGCGGAGCUGCGUGCGCUGUUCAACCAGCUGUGCCACGACGACACGCCGAUGGUGCGGCGGGCGGCAUCGGCGAACCUUGGCAAGUUUGCCAAGACGCAGGACAAGGAGACGGCCAAGGCGGAGAUGACGCCGAUGUUUGUCUCGCUGGCUCAGGACGAGCAGGACUCUGUGCGGCUGCUUGCGGUGGAGAACUGCGUGGCGCUCGGCUCGAUGUUUAAUGUGGAGGAGAACCAGACGUUCAUUCUGCAGACUGUGCGCAACUGCGCUCAGGACAAGUCGUGGCGUGUCCGUUACAUGGUUGCGGAGCAGUUUACGGCGCUGGCGGACGCGCUCGGCCCGGAGAUCACGCGGUCUGAGCUCAUUCCGGCGUUUGUGCGGCUCCUGCGUGACACUGAGGCCGAGGUCCGGACAGUGGCUGCGUUCAAGGUCACGCCGUUCUCGGCUCUCAUUCCGCUGGACCAGGUGCUGAAGAAGAUUCUGCCGUGCAUCAAGGACUUUGUGGUGGACACCUCGCAGCACGUCCGGGCCUCGCUCGCGUCGGGCAUCAUGGGCAUGGCCCCCGUGUUUGGCCGCAACCACACGAUCGAGCACCUGCUCCCCAUCUACCUCCAGCUGCUCAAGGACGAGUUCUCGGAGGUCCGCCUCAACAUCAUCUCCAAGCUCAAUGACGUCAACAACGUCAUCGGCAUCGACCUCCUUUCGCAGUCGCUCCUGCCGGCAGUCAUGGAGCUCGCCGAGGACUCGCAGUGGCGCGUCCGGCUCGCCAUCAUCGAGCUCAUCCCACUCCUUGCCGAGCAGCUCGGCAUCGCCAUCUUUGACGAGAAGCUUGGCAACCUGUGCCUUACCUGGCUCGGCGAUUCGGUCUUUUCUAUCCGUGAGGCGGCGACCAAGAACCUGCGCGCCCUCAUCAACGUCUUUGGCGUCGAGUGGGCCGCGGGCAACAUCAUUCCCAAGGUCCUCUCCAUGUACACCCAUCCCAACUAUCUUUACCGCAUGACCACCCUCAUGUGCAUCGCUGAGCUCUCCGGCGUCGUCGGCGAGGAUCUUCUUCUCAACCAGAUGCUCCCGCUCACCCUCCGCCUCGCCGUCGACCCGGUCCCCAACAUUCGCUUCAACGUCGCUCGUGCCUUUGAGACCAUCAUCAAGUCGCUCCCGGCCGAGGUUGUCCAGGGGGAGGUCAAGCCGUGCCUGGUCAAGCUGACUGAGGACACCGACAAGGACGUCAAGUUCUUUGCCCAGGCUGCGCUUGCCCGCUGCUAAGUAUGCGACUUGCCGGUAGGUCUCUGACCCCGCUCACCCACCUCCUGGCCCGUCCCGUCUCAUUCGCUUUCCUCCUCUCUUCCUCUGGCUCUUGUUCUCUGCUGCCCCCCCCCCCC
This is a messenger RNA of Thecamonas trahens ATCC 50062, 1865 nucleotides long. Its product is annotated as serine/threonine-protein phosphatase 2A regulatory subunit pppA. Gene Ontology annotation, biological process: protein dephosphorylation. The transcript is spliced from 2 exons. Gene Ontology annotation, molecular function: protein binding; protein phosphatase regulator activity. Lineage: Eukaryota; Apusomonadida; Apusomonadidae. The coding region runs from base 1 to 1749 and encodes 582 amino acids. Gene Ontology annotation, cellular component: protein phosphatase type 2A complex; cytoplasm. The record is from RefSeq and is a predicted model, not a curated record.